Molecule: messenger RNA, 1206 nt
Organism: Darwinula stevensoni
Lineage: Eukaryota; Metazoa; Arthropoda; Ostracoda; Podocopida; Darwinulidae
Source: the annotation of a GenBank genome assembly
CUUGGCUUCAACACAACCAUGUAUUUCUCCCAUACAACCUAUCUCUCCUUUCCUUUCUUCCUUCUGUCUACCUCAUCUGGAAUAUUUGCGCAAUCCCCAUGCCCCGAUCCUGAAAAUAUUUUCCCCUGUACAUGCAACAUCUUGCAUUCCCGCUUUCAUCCCUUGAAAAAUAUCUUCGAUUACCUCCAAUCUGAUACCUUCUUUGAAGCCAACAAUACCAUCGAUAACGUGGAGGUGGUCUGUUGGGUGGAAAACUCAAGUGCUGGAACCUCCUCAGUAUUCAACAAUGUCACGUGGCCCUUCAAGAAGCUCCAGAAAUUCGUUCUAUUCGGUGGGAAUAUGGAGGAGGAUGGGAAUAUGGCAGAGGAUGAGAUUAUGGCGAAGGAAUUCCCGGGAGGAUAUUUUGGGGAUGUCUCUUUCGAGAGAAUCACGAUUACCGGUUACCAAGUGGCAACCAUACAUCCCUCAGCCCUACUUUCAUCUCUAGACACACUGGAGGAGUUGGAUAUCAUGUUUAGCCAUUUGAAGGAGUUUCCUUGGGAUACACUGCCUCUAUUAACCAAACUCACGUCUCUCACCCUAUUUGGAAAUGAAUUGAAAGAGAUAUCCAGCAUCCUAAGCGAUAGUAUUCAGAAUAUCGAUAUUUCUUGGAAUCAAAUUGCAACACUGAAAUCUGGAUGGUCUGCACCAAACUUGACCACUCUCCGAAUGGGUAUGAAUCCAAUCUCUGAGAUCCCCCAUGGGUUCUUCGAAGGCUUGGGAAACUUACACUUUUUCAAUUGUGAUGGAUGUCACCUGGGGCCGACCCUGUUCAAGGGUUCUCUGGGAUUCCACAGUGAAAUCGUGACAUACAUUGGACUUAGCUGGAACGACAUCUCAAACAUCGAAGAAGGCGCUAUUACGGGUGUCACACCUGACACGUUUGUUGGUCUUGAUGGGAACAAAAUCACAGACUUGACGGAAGCUACCUUCCGCCCGAUCCUGGAGGUUCUUCAACGUGGAUUUGGAUCGCUGUCAGUUACGGAUAACCCGAUCAUAUGCGGAUGUAGAAUUGAUUGGUUCGGGCGUAAUCCAGACUUUCAGGCCCAUAUUUCCGGUUCCUGCCAGGAUGGCAGUUCCUUUGAAGACUUGGAUCCCCAUAUUUUCGAACAGUUCUGCAUAGAGAGACAUCCUCCUUGCCAGCCGAUUUCUUCACCUUGACCACUC